Racocetra persica is the source of this 1041-nucleotide messenger RNA. Lineage: Eukaryota; Fungi; Glomeromycota; Glomeromycetes; Diversisporales; Gigasporaceae. The record is from the annotation of a GenBank genome assembly.
GUUGAAACAGAAAGCGAACUAAGGAAGGUCUUAGAAACAACAUCCUUCCGAAAUGAAGAUGAGCCUUAUGUCCAAGAAGAUCAUUUUGAUGCUGAAUGGGCUGAAACUGUGAUGAGGAAAUUCCUUAUGUAUUACGAAAAUCAUAAUGAACCGCUAAAAAGAUCACAUCUCGAGUCUUGGUACGAUAUCAAUGUGUGGUCGCAUAUUGUUGACCAUGGUCUUUCCGAUAUAUUUGGAAUAGAAGUAGUCAGAAAGGAAUCAACAAGUGAUGCAUACGGAGCAAUCGAAGUAGGAAAAAAUUUUGAUGAAACAAAAUUGCUAGCUGAUGGAUUUAAAAUUAGCAAAGCUAUGCAUGACAUCUUCGUAUGUUUGUGUAGACUUGUUAAUCUUGAAGAAACCAAGAUAAGGAAAUUACAAAUCCCGGGCAUUCUUCACUUGGGUCUCAAAUCACAAGUUUUACAAAUGAGUAGUCCUAAAGGAUACAUAACAAUCUUAAAACAUGAUAAGCUUCUUGAGGUGCCAGCUACUAUUGAAAAAAUAAAAGAUCUUAUAAGAGUAUUGGUUAGCAUAUGGAAGAAAAUGAUCAAAGAUAAUAUGAAGAUAGUGUUCACUGUCCAAAAUCCAAAUGACUUCAAGCGAGAAUUAUUAGGCGAAGAAUCUCCCGAUGGAAUAGAUAUUCCAUGCCAUUCUGAUAAGGAGAAAGGUAUUACUUCUAAUUCCUUGCCUAAAAUAGAAUAUAGCUCAACCCAACCUGAAUCUUCAAUAGAGCCUGAAACAUCUACAACUUCUUUAUCACAAGAUAUUAUCCAUGAUGAUUCAGCUGAGAUCCUUGAUUUUUUAUCACUAGAAAAAUCAUCAGAAACAAUUUCAGAGGAAUCAACCGAUUCAAAUCAUGUGACUGAAAUUCCUGAAUCUAGUUCGGAAAGUAUACCUACUGAAUCUCAAGUUUCCGAUUCAUCAAGCUCUGAACCAUCUCAAGAAAAUGAUCAAGAUGAAUCAAAGACUCGAAGCUCUGCUUCCUCAGAAUUACCAGAAGCUAAA